UGGUAACGGAAGGGCGCCUAGUCUGGAAGAACUGGCUGUUGUGGAGUCUGGGGCCCUCACUGGGCAGCCCGUGACCCGGCUCAGCCUCAGCCACCGGCAUAGGGGCGCCGGCGAGAGUCGCCCCGCGCCUCAGAGUAGCUUAUCAUUGUUUAGGGAAAGGUUACUAUUGGAAAAUGGUAGAAGCAGUUUUCCAUGCCCCAAGAAGGAAAAGAAGAGUGUUUGAGUCAUAUGAUUCUCCAUUCCCUAUUCCUGCCUCACAGGAAGACAUCUGUGGAAAGUAUUUCAAGAUAUACCAGGCUGAAAUUAUUAACAACAAUGUAAUUGUGAGGAACCCCAAAGAUAUAGAACAGCUGUACAGCAAGGGCUAUUUUGGAAAAGGUAUUCUUUCGAGAAGCAGACCAGAAUACAAUAUUUCAGACCCUUUAUUGGUUGCUAAGUGGCAAGAUGCCAAGAUAAACAUGCCCAUACUCUCAUCAAAAAAGUACCAGUGUCAUCUAGAAUGGGCUAAAAGCCUUAUGCAAGAACAGGGACUUGAUGACUGCUCCGUUAACAAAAUUAUUGAAAAUUAUACUAAGCCAUUUGAUCUGCCUUUUAUGAAAGGGGAAGGAGAAGUUGCACAAAAUGAUGACUCUUACUGCAGAAUGGCUGCAGAAAUGGAAAACGUAGAAGACGGAAUGAAACUUUCAAGAGAUUCUGCCAUAAAUAAUGGAGAUUCAGCAGCACCGAAUGUUAAAUGUCAUAACAUAAGUACAGACUGCAAGAAAGCUUGUUUGGAAGGUGAUUCAGCUUACGAUGAUCCAUUAGCCAACUAUGGCUCUGAGGAACUGUAUCCAUUGGACACUAAAACUAUAGUUAAAGUACAUUGCCAAAAACACGAUGAUUUUAUUGUGCACUGUGGCUGCAAAGCCGAAGACUAUAGCAACCAAGUAUUUCAUAACUUGGCCAAAGGGAAAGAAUAUGCUUAUGAGUAUGUAUUGGUGCAGGAAGAAGAAAGCAAAUUGUGUCAUGAAGCAGCAAAUGAUAAAUCAAAUUUAAUCAAAAGGGAAAAAUUGGUAUGUAGAAGAAAUCCAUUUAGGAUUUUUGAAUAUUUGCAACUCAGUCUGGAGGAGGCAUUUUUCUUGGUCUAUGCUCUAGGAUGUUUGAGUAUUUAUUAUAAUGAGGAACCUUUAACUAUUUUGAAGCUAUGGGAAGUUUUUAGUGAAGUGCAACCUAAUUUUAGAACUACAUACAUGGCGUAUCACUACUUCCGAAGUAAGGGAUGGGUCCCCAAAGUAGGACUGAAGUAUGGAACCGAUCUCUUGCUAUAUCGAAAGGGUCCCCCCUUUUACCAUGCAAGUUACUCAGUCAUUGCUGAACUGGUUAAUGACAACUUUGUAGGGUUACUGCGCAGACCGCUCAACUGGAUGUCUUUGUCUGGCUUGAACAGAACAACAAUGAAUGUUUCUAAGGAACUUAUGUUAUGCUAUUUGAUUAGACCGUGUGAUAUGACUGAGAAAGAAAUGUCAUCACCAGACUGUCUAAAAAGAAUUAAAGUUCAAGAACUGAUUGUAAAUCGUUGGGUCUCUUCCCGAGAGCGCAGUGAACAAGAUGAACUAUAAUAAGAUGGACUAAGAAAUCCAGUGUUAAAGAAGCAAAUAUUAUAAACAAAUUUAGGUUGAGAAAAGUCUAAUCUUUACAUGGCAGAGCUGUGCCAUAUUCCUGUUUAAAAUUGUACAGAACAUGGAGUAUGCUGUGUACUAUCAGAGAAAGUUGUACUGAAAAAACAUAAUGGAUAACUGUAUUUGUCCAUGUGAAAAAAAAUUAAAGAAAUCUCUUCCCAGUCGAAC
Molecule: messenger RNA, 1826 nt
Organism: Mauremys mutica (yellowpond turtle)
Lineage: Eukaryota; Metazoa; Chordata; Testudines; Geoemydidae
Gene: TSEN2
Product: tRNA splicing endonuclease subunit 2
Exons: 12
Coding region: 174-1598 (474 amino acids)
Biological process (GO): tRNA-type intron splice site recognition and cleavage; tRNA splicing, via endonucleolytic cleavage and ligation
Cellular component (GO): tRNA-intron endonuclease complex
Molecular function (GO): nucleic acid binding; tRNA-intron lyase activity
Source: RefSeq, a predicted model, not a curated record